This is a messenger RNA of Heterocephalus glaber (naked mole-rat), 8388 nucleotides long. The record is from RefSeq and is a predicted model, not a curated record. Lineage: Eukaryota; Metazoa; Chordata; Mammalia; Rodentia; Bathyergidae.
GGAGGCCGGCCCCCGGGGAUCCAGCGCUGAUGGGGAGCAACAGCUGCAGGUUGCAGCAGUCUCUCCCCGCCCAGGUCCGGCCCCCGUGAUGUUGGGGGCGGCGCCCCUCGCCAGGCUUCGGGUCCCAGGCGGGGGGCGGGAAGGCGCCGGCGCAGGCAGGCAGCUCUGCCAUCGUCCGGGAGCGAGCGCAGGUCACCGUGGCGGGAUGCAGGUGCUCUGGGCCCGCCACCUUGUUCUGCUCGCCGCAUGCCUGCGGCUCUGCGGGGCGCUGGGAGCAUCUUUUUAUGGUGAAAGCUAUGUGGAGCUCAACAACAUAGAAGUUUCCUCUGAGCUGUCUCUUCAAUUAAAAUUUCAAACCAGCAAGCCACAGGGGUUACUUUUUCUUGCAGCUGGGAAAAAUGACUAUUGCAUAAUAGAACUUCUAUCAGGAAACUUAUGGGUAAGAGUGAAUUUGGGUACAAGUGAACAAGUGCUGUUCCCUGAGCAAAGACUUCGUGUGGAUGACUUGGUUUGGCAUUUGGUGGAACUGUAUUAUAUUAAGGAUAAUGUUCUCUUGGUUAUUGACAAACAUUAUGAGACAAAUGGCCAAAUGGCUGGUGGGAUGCACAAUUUUAACUUUCAGCAUGGAAUCUACAUAGGAGGCCAUGGGGGACUCAAUGUCCCUUACCUAGAUGAAAAGGUCCCCAACUUCCGAGGAUGUAUGGAGGAUGUGGUAUUUAACCGUAGGGAGAUCUUGAUGUCCCUUAGAUCUUACCCCGGUUUUAAGAAAGUUUAUGAGGUGUCAUUAGGAUGCAAUGAAGAGUUUUUUGCAGGGGAGGAUGAAGCCAUCAAUUUCUUUAGCUCUAGAUCGUAUGUCACCUUUCCACAGUGGAAGGUGCAAAGGGGAGGAGUAUUGAAAUUUGCUUUGCAAACUGGGAAUCAGCAAGCCUUGCUUUUAUUUCAGUCAGGUAAGGAUGGAGAUUUUGUUGCCUUGGAAAUACAUGAAGGUCUGUUGAAGGUUCACAUAGGAAGGAAUAAAAGUAAAACUGAGCUGUCUUCUUCUGUGUUAAUUAGUGACACCAAAUGGCACACUAUUCAACUCCAGUUCAUGGGAGGGUAUCUGGACCUUGUGGUAGAUGAGCAAGGAGUAAGGAUGUUGCUGCCUUUGGAAAGUAAGCCAUUUGUAUCCGAAGGUCCCCUCUUUAUAGGAGGUCUUGAUAACAAAAUGUGGGAAGAAGUGAAGAUGUUAGACCUUGCCUCUGUGCCUAGGAAAUCUGCUCGAGGAAUCUCUUUGAAAGGCUGCUUACAAGGCUUGGAAGCAAACUCACAAAAGAGAGCAUUAAGGGAUGCCUUUGUUUCCAAAGAUAUUUCUGCAGGGUGCAAAACUGAAAGCACUGAUAAUGGACAUCGUUCUGUUACAACAUUGGCAAAUCUGCCUCAGUCAGAGACUUUGCAUUCCACCAUAGUCCCUGGUGCUAUCAAGCCCUUUUUUCAAGAUCAAAGUAGCUCUCUUUUGGUUUUGAAUAGCUUGGAGGUUCAAGAAGGUGGACGAGCCUUACUGGAACAAAGGCAUAUGAAGGUGAAUAUAGAAUGUAAGGAAUUGGUUUUCAUUUAUUCUCAAAUACUGAUUAAAAUGGAGGAAAUGCCUAUUCAUGGAUUCUUUCAAUUAGAUGUUUCUUCUGAGCAAGAAAUGGUGAAGGCUUUUACUAUGUUAGAUUUGUGGCAAGGAAAAGUGUGGUAUGUCCAUGAUGGUUCAGAAGAACCUACGGAUUACUUCACAUUUUUGGUCUCUUCCAAUAGCAAGAAUGAAAUGCCAUUAUGUCUGCAGGACCAUGAUCCAUAUGUAUUUAACAUUAAUAUCAUUCCAGUGAAUGACCCCCCAUACCUGAACCUCCCAAAAGGAAACAUGCUUCUUGUGUUGGAGAACUCUAAGAAAAGACUGACUCCAAAUAUAAUACAGGUGUCAGACCCUGACACGGAUUCUUUGAGUCUUAGUUUUUCAGUUCUUGGCAACUUGAAUUCAGAUGGUGGGUUUUUAGAAAAUGCCAAUGACCCUGGGAGAGCCAUUAAUGGCUUCACACACACGGAUUUAAGAGAUGGCAGCAUUUUCUAUGUGCACCGAGGGCUUCGAACUUCUCGAGUUGUCCUGCGAGCAAGUGAUGGUGAGCUGGUUAGCAAUACAGUGGUGUUUCGGGUCAUGGCUGUUCCUUGGGACUUUGAAGUGGUCAAUAGAACUGGUGUGGUUGUACCGCAGGGUGGCACUGUUUUGAUUACACAGAGUAAUUUGUCAGUGGAGGUUAAUGGUGAACAUCAUGCAAUGGAGGCUCACUAUGACAUCACUCACCCACCUCAAUUCGGCCAGAUUCAGCGUUGGGGGUCACGUGGGGAAUGGAAACAAGUGAGUAGCUUUUCUCAGCGUUCCAUCAAUAAGAGUCGAGUCCGAUACUACAGUACAUUCGAGGAACUACAGCAGGAAAAUGUUAUGGAUCACUUUAAAUUUAGAGUUAACAUAGAAGGAAAAGUCAGCAAAGAGCUCAUGUUUCCCCUGACUGUACAAUGGCUGAAAUUUACACUUGUGAAAAAUGUUCCUCUAGAGAUCAGUACCAUAAACAAGGAGGUAUUGAAUUCUGAUCAUUUACAGGCUGCAACAGAGGGUGUGGAAGUAGCAGAGAGGGAAAUACAUUUUAAAUUACUCAUUCCACCUAAGAAAGGAAAAUUGCUACUUGACAAUAAAAUUCUAAAAAAAACCUCAAUCUUCAGCCAAAAAAAUAUUACAGACUCUCAAAUAAGUUAUGAACCUCUGGAGAGGCCAAAGGAAGACUCACAGGAUACUUUUAAAUUUUUGAUUGUUGCAAAACACAUUGAAUCAAAAGAUUAUAUUUUCAGAGUACUCUUGAAAGCAGAUGAGACGCGCAUUAUUCUAACAAACAGAGGAUUACUUGUAAAAGAAGGAGAAGGAAAAUUAAUUACAAAAUCAGAAUUAUUUGUUCAAACCUGGGACAAUCAGAUCUUCCAGUAUAAAGUCACCAAGAGUCCUCAGUAUGGAAGGCUGAAAUUGAUUGGCUUUUCAGAUACCCUGGAAAGUAAUGACAGUAUCACUACAUUCACUGAUCAGGACAUAGUGAGUGAGCGGCUGAUGUAUAUUCACGAUGAUUCUGAGACCCAGAGUGAUGAUUUCUUUGUUGUGGUAUCUCCAGGCCAAGAGGGAGUUGUCAAAGAUUUUGACUUGAAACACUUAUCUACAGAAAUCAAAGUCAACAUUUCUGUUGAAUUAAAAAAUGAUGAACGGCCAGUGCGUGUGGUAGAUAAGGCAUUUCAUGUUGUGCGGAAUGGCCAGCGCUUAUUGACUCUAGAAGAUCUUUGCUUCCAUGACCCUGACUUAGAUUUUGAUGAUGGGCAGUUACUGUACACCCGGUGGGGCAUCCCAAAUGGGGAUUUGGUGCGAGCUAGCAACCCUACUGAGAAACUCUACCAGUUCAGACAAGAGGACCUGCGAGAAGGACAGGUACUCUUCAGACAUCGAGGUGCAGACUCUGCCCGCUUUGUGCUGUUUGUGACAGAUGGUGUUCAUUACACUUCAUCCCUUCUGGAGGUCAGUGUUUCAGACCCCUAUAUUCAGAUAGCAAACAACACGGGGCUUCUUGUAAAGAGAGGAAAAGACACCUGCCUCACAACAGCUAACCUGAGUGUCACCACAAAUCAAGAUGUCAGAACGGACCUUGAGGUUGAAUUCCACAUUGUGUGGCCCCCAAAGCAUGGCAGAGUCCUGGUCAACAAUUCUGUGUCCUCGUCAUUUUCUCAACAUGACCUGAAGCCAGGACAUGUGACUUAUAGGCAUGAUGGCAGUGGCAACUUUGACAUAUUCAACAUGACAGUGAAAGUUAAAGAUACAUACUUAGAAGUAGGGGUCUGUGUUCAAGUAGAGUUGGAAGAUCACCACCAUCAUAGUCAAGUUUGGCACAGAAAGACCCUGAUAGUUGAAGAAGGAAAACCAGUAAAACUGAGCAUAAGAAGGCUCCAGGCUGGAAAUGAAUACAGUAUUCCUUCAGAGGCAGUGUUCAUAGUCAGAACUCCACCUAUGCAUGGAUACCUCCAAAAGUCUAUACCAGAAGAAGGCAGCUUGAAUUCUGAUGAAAAGUUCCCUUUGAGCUUUACACACCAGGAUGUUGAUAAUGGCAAUAUCCUUUAUGUGCAGACAGCUCCUGCCCAAAAGCAGGACCAUUUUCUCCUAGACGUGAUAAAUGGUUCCCAAGUUAUGAGUGAAUUGGAAAUCUUGUUGGAUAUUGUCCCUAAGUUGAUUCCUCUGGAAGUACAGAAUUUUACAGUUCAAGAAGGUGGUUCCAAAGCACUUCUGGAAGACUACCUCAAAAUACCAAGCAAAUAUUUUGAAGGACUUGACUGUGAAUUUGUUCUUCUUGAACCACCAAAACAUGGUUAUGUUGAAAGUUCUCACUUUCCAAGAGUAAAGCUAAUGAAAUUUACAAGGAAACAGGUGGAAAAUGAAUCGAUUUUCUACGUUCAUGAUGAUAGUGAGACACUGCUUGACAAUUUUACCAUCUUUGCAAAUAGCUCAGAGCUUGGAAAACAAAGUCUGCCUCAAACUCUUUUUGUGACUGUUGAAUCUGUCAAUGAUGAAGCUCCAGAAAUAAUAGUCAAUAAAAUCCUCCAGGUGCAAGUUAUUGAACUCAGGGCCCCACACUUACUAGGAAAGCUCUCUACCACUGAGCUACACACCCUGGAGAUCUACUUGUUUUUGGUGUGGGUGAAUUCUGUCACUGAGAUAACCAGAGGUGACCUGUGUGCAGAAGAUGGAGACUCCUCCCUGCAGGAUCUAGUCUACUGGGUCACUCCACCUAGCAAUGGGCAUCUGGCUCUGAAGUCCUCUCCUGGUGAAAGCAUCCAGAACUUCACCCAGGCUCAAAUCAAUGAGGGCCAGGUGGUGUUUGAACACUCUGGAGCAAUGUCAGGAGGCUUUAAUUUUCAGGUUACUGAUGGCUUAAACUUUGCACCCCAACAAAUCUUUAGUAUCACAGCUCAAGCGCUGAUCAUUAGCCUGGAAGUAAACAGAGGACUGAGCAUCUUUCCAGGCUCCAUGAAGCCCCUUUCAUCUCAUGACCUGAAGGCUGUGACUAAUGAUGUGUACAGUGCAGGAAAUAGAACUAUAACUUUUAUAGUUCUAAGUUCCCCUAGACUUGGGAGAUUGCUGAGAAUGAAUUCUGACAACAGCACAGAGGAUGUUUUCAUUUUUACCCAAUAUCUGGUCAGUGAAGGGUUGAUACUAUACCAGCAUAUAGAUCAUGAGAACAGCAGCUCGACUGUGGAGGACUCUUUUACAUUCAUGGCAUCUUCUCCACCUGUAGCAGUUCUUGGCCCUGAGGAAUUCUCGAUUACCAUUUCAUAUGAAAUUAAUGAGCCUGGUAGGCAUAGCCGUCUGCUUGCAAAUACAGGAGCUACUGUCAAGGAGGGAGACAAAGUUCUAAUUGACCAAUCUAAGUUAGAUGCUUCCAAUCUCUUAUUUAAAUUACCCAAAUCUCAGCACUCUUCCUAUGAAGUUUGGUUCCAGGUUACAUCUCUUCCUCAUCAUGGAACCAUCAUGGUUGGAGAAAGAAAUAUUACCAAAGAAAAACCCAAUUUCUCCCAAUACAUCAUUAAUAAAUUUGGAGUGACAUACCUUCACGAUGACUCUGAUUCACUGGCUGAUAGUUUUACCUUUGCUGUUUGGCCAAACAAAAAGAGCAAGUCUGCCACCAAACCAGAGGCUGGUUUUCUUGAAGAGUUGUUUAACAUCACCAUUACUCCUGUGAAUGACCAGGCACCAGAAUUAAAGACAAAAGGACUUCGAUUGCAAGUGCUGCAGGGCAGUAGGUUGGUUGUGGGACCUGAAAUCCUGAAAGUGGAGGAUCCGGACAGUCCUCCAGAUGAGAUCAGAUAUGUGAUCAUUCGUAACCCCAAUAAUGGCUUUUUGGCAAUGGCUAACCAUUCAGAUGUACCUUGUCACCAAUUUACACAAGCUGACAUUGAUAGCUGUCAGGUGUGGUUCAUACAAGAUGGAAGCCCAUCCUCUGGAGUGUUUUACUUUAGCGUGACUGAUGGCAAACACCGCCCUUUCUACAAGCUUUUCCAUCUGGAUGUCAUCCCCACCGCCAUCACCCUUUUGAACCUCACCGAGCUGCUCCUCCCACAAGGCCAGACAAUUGUCCCUAUCACCCAUGUUCACCUGUCAGCAGUUACCAAUGGAAGGAGCCCCCACAUAAUUUACAGGAUAACAAGGCCCCUCCAACAUGGGCACUUGCUGAUUGAAAACGAGGUGGUCACUAGCUUUGCCCAGGAGGAUUUGGACUCAGGAAGAUUGUCCUACCAUAUGACAAAUCUCACAGCCUCAGAGGAUCAGCUACAGUUCUCAAUGUUCACAUCAGAAAGCAACCUGACGGGGCAAACACUAAGCAUCAAAGUGAAGCCUCUAUUGCGGGUUAUGUCAAAUCUGAAAGUUGCCAACAGAGUGGCUCAUCAGCUGAGAAGAAAGGACCUUGAUGCAAGUGAACUUGCUAAUAUGACUAACAGUGAUCCCAAAUUUGAAGUGACAGAGCCCCCUGUCCACGGAAGACUUGUACGAAGAGUGGUUCGCAGCACCAUGAUGGAAGAUGCCACACUGUUCACUCAGAAAGAUGUUGACCAAGGACUGUUGGUACUUGACAUGCAUGCUAAUCUAACAGGCACUGAUGUGCUGAAUGACUCUUUCACAUUCUUGCUCAGGGCAGACCAUGUACAGCCAGCAAUAGGUUAUCUCCCCUUCACCAUAGUGCCACCUGACCUCUUACUUCUGCAAACUUUUACACCAGAUGUUCCUCUAGUCACUGGAGAGGUCCUUGGGACCUCAGUUUUCUCACAGAAAAAGCCUGUAGUUUCGUCAGGAUUCACAACACAAACAGAAACUCGAGGGAAGCUGACCCAGACCAGGUGGCAGGGAGCAGAUCCCUGGGGACAACACAGUGGUGCAGAGCCAGAUGUGAAUGGCACGAUCUCUUCCAUGGGGGUCAUUUGGCCACCAGCUGCCACCAAAGUCAGCCCUGGGAUAUCCACUCAGCCCAGAGAGAUCAGUUACCCUCUGAUGGUUAUCAUACCCUUGGCUGCAGUGUUCCUUUUGCUGAUAGUGAUUUCAAUGACCUUAUGUAUCUGGCUGCUGGGCCAGAAAGAAAAAAAGGGAAAACCACUUAUUAACCCCCAGACCAACCUAGAACCCACAACCCCAAGUUGCAAGCCAGAAAGAAGCAUAACUGUUCCAUCUGUCAUAGUGACGCCCCUCAUUCAAAGCUCCAGCAACCCCCCAGCUGGUCUUUUCAGGGCCCUACAGUGUGAGCAGAUGGACCCCACAAUGGUUAAACCGAUCAGAAAAUGUGCUCCUUGGGAGACCUGGAUGAACCUGGAUCCUGACAUGGUCAAGCUCUGCCGACAAACCAACCCCAUGCUGAAACACAACCAAUACUGGGUGUAGAUGGAGGGCUGGAGUUUCUAUUGACUGCCUAUUUUGUAUAAAUACUAGAAUAGGCACUGGGACAUAAUGGGGAAAAAAUGCUUGUUGAAUUAAAAAAAAUAAAAAAGCCAGGCCAUGCUUCCCACUCAGUGCUUAGCCAUAGCCCCAAAUUAGAUAUUGGUGGGUGUUUAUUGUAACUCUGUGUAGCUCUCAUGAGCUUUUCACAGGCCUUCUUCCAUAAAUGCCAUCUUCUGGACUUUACUUUUGCAGUAUAUGUAUAAAUUUUGUUGAUAUUUAGACCCCUUUCCAAGGUGAUGCUGAACAUGUUGGCCCCACUGUAAAUAGCAGUGUUAACAUGGGACAUAGAGUUAAAGAAGGGUUUAGAUAUAUUUCAUUGAGAAUUCACUUCCGAGUGAGUCAGCAGGAAGAGUAAGAACUAUCUCAGCAGUAGGAGAGGAAAUUUAUCACAUCAAUGUGUUUAUGUCCCGAGGUUUAGUUUCCCAACACAGGAAAUGCCUUGAUGCUCCAGAUAGCAGGACAGUCAGAUCUCCUUGGAAGAUAUUCACUGGACAAACAGUAAUGCCUCAGUUCAUGAACACUUCCCUUUGAAAACAAUUUGGUUCACAAACAAAAGAUUCUGGCAAAAUUUUGCUUGUGUUCGCAAACUCUGCAUUGGGUGACACACAUGACCGCAACCAUUUUCCUCACAUAAACACAGACGCAGCCAUGUCCUCCUGAAACAUACAGCAAAUUAAGUUCACAAAGUGAAGUACCACUGCAUUGCAUUUCAAGAAGCUUUAUUUAUUCUGAUUUGUAAAAUCAAGCUUAGUAUACCAAAAAUAUUUAAAAUGCUAAAGGAUAGAACUUUGUUAAAUGCUUUUUUGUUGUCUCAGUUUGGCUUUACAACAAAUUGAAAUAAAGCCCAAUUUGUAAUUGAA